Molecule: messenger RNA, 2889 nt
Organism: Drosophila bipectinata
Lineage: Eukaryota; Metazoa; Arthropoda; Insecta; Diptera; Drosophilidae
Gene: Cep97
Product: centrosomal protein 97kDa
Molecular function (GO): protein binding
Source: RefSeq, a predicted model, not a curated record
AUAAGCGCAGAAAAAAAUUUACUUUCGGCUAUGGCAGAGUCGGAAUUUUGAAUACAAUAAGCCGCAGACAGACAGGAGAAAGGAUCUGUUAAAAUUAAAGCUAAGAAACUUGAGGAAGGCAGCCAACCGGAAAGCUACAUGGAAGACUCGCAUGCCCAUUGAUUUUUCGCUACGGACGCUAAAUUGCUUUGCUGUAACAAAAAAGGAGUAAAUAUUGGUGCUGUAAUCAGUGCUGGAAUUUAGCCAGCAGCUAAUAAAAUUCUCACAAUGAGCGGCGACGAAAGCGGAGAAGUGGAUAAACACAUUCUAAAUUUGUCAAAGCAGAAACUGAAAAAGGUUCCCAAGCAGGACGAUGCGCACAGUGUCCGCCAGCUCAUCCUGGAUGAGAAUGAACUGCAAAAGAUCGACAACAUAGACUCGUACCUUAAGGUUGAAUCGCUCUCCCUGGCCAAAAAUCAAUUGCUGCGCAUGUAUGGCGUUUGUCGGCUGCACUGCCUCCGGGAACUCAAUCUAUCCUUCAAUGGCAUACUCUCCAUCGACGGUUUGAAGGAGUGCAUUCACCUGCGCGUUUUAAAUUUGGAGGGAAACACCAUCAAAACUAUCGAACACCUUAACACGAAUGUGAAUUUGGAAAUCUUGAAUUUGUCGGAGAACAGCAUUGGAAGCAUCUCAGAUAUAUCCUAUUUGCGUAAUCUUAAGGAACUAUAUUUGCAUGGAAAUCGGCUGACGCAUCUUAAGCAGUGCGACAAGUAUCUGCCCUCAUCCUUGGAAACCCUCACCUUGGCCAGAAAUCAAAUCAAUGACCUCAACGAAAUCUGCACGCUCUCCCACUUGAACAAUCUGCUAAGCAUAUCCAUUUCAGGGAAUCCGUGUGUCAACAUGAGCAACAGCUUGGAGGGCUUUGACUAUAGACCGUUUGUGUUAAACUGGUGCAUGAGCUUGAAAUACAUUGAUGGCUAUGUUGUGGAUCCAAUCGAGAGUCUCAAGGCGGAAUGGCUUUACAGUCAAGGUAGAGGCCGUCAGUUUCGUGUGGGGGAUCAGCACGCUCUGGCCAAGUAUCUCAGCUCCAUGUGCCCACUGGUGGGCAAGGCCCUGGAAAACGAAAACGAUCGAAAACUACGCUUAAUACUAAGCAAGGCCCAACACCACCAACGUCAAUUGCAGGAAGAGAUUUUGGAUAAUGUGAAUAGCUCCGCCAGCACUUCGCCCUCGUCCCAUCGGAAAAAGCCUACGAGCCGAAUCCAGUCGCCUAGAUUUUCCCGUUUGAGUGGUCGCCAAGGAUCGCCUGAAUCAAUGGUAAAUAGCUAUCAUGGGAACAGUAGCUGCAACAACAGCGUUGUGAGCGACAAUGGCUCUGCAAACAAUUCCCUACAAAUGAGCAUUUCGUUAAUCGAGAAUAUAAGAAACGAAGGCGAAGCAUAUUCGCUGGCCGGCAGUGGAAUGUCUAGCAGUGUGACCACCAAAACAUACAACUCUACAGAGUCAACGCCCAGGAAUAUAACCCCAAAUCCAUACAAUGAUCAAACAUUUAUUGGUCAAAUUCCCACUGGUGGUCCCUUGGCUGCUGCCUCGAAAAUGGUUCCCGUUCCGGAAACGCUUAUGAGUCCGGAUGUCUGUCCCGUCGCAGUAGCCCAGAAGAUGACUGUCAGUGCUAUCAACUCACAACUCCACAAAUCCAAAAUCAAUAAGAACAAAGAUAACAAAUUAAACUUGCCGCGGGUGCGAAGUCCACAACUGAAAAGGAACCAAAGUCCGACGAGUAGUCCCCGGAAAUCAACUGGCAAAAUGAGUGGCGACAAAAUGCAGCAGGAAAAAAUAAAUUCAUCCGCAGUAAUGGUGGAUGCCGGGGGCUUCAGUACUGAUGACGACGGAGACCAGAUUAACAUCGAGAAACUAAAAACUAUCCGCAAGAUGGCCGCCCAGAAGCAGCAGGAACAACAGCAGCUAGAGAUUAAGCAGCAGCAGCAGCAGCUGGACAACAGCAACGACACCACCCAGACCUGUGCUGAUCGCUUAAUUGAACAUGUUACCGAGUCCUCGGCGGUAACCAUUCAAAAGAUGUGGCGUGGAUAUCAAACCCGCAAGAAGACCAACCAGGAUAUAGCUGAGCGCUUGCAUCAUCGUCGCACUCAGGAAUAUAUUGAGCAACUUAGCAAGGACAUGGUACUCACCAAGGCACAGCUCGAGAACGAGCGCAAAAUUCAGCAACUGCAGAUGCAGGCCAUCAAUGCGUUGUGGAAAAAGGUAUCCACCAUGCAAGUGGACCCCAGGGGUGCACCUCCAGCCGUGGACCAGGUGGAGGAUGCCAUUGCCGGCUCUGGCAACGUUAGCCUUGAUCAGAACUCGGCCUCGGUGGUUAAUGAUCUGGCCAAGCGAUGCACCUUGCUGACAGAUCAGGUUCAAUCACUGCAGAGUUCGAUUGGAACCAUUGUCAACUGUCUGACAAUGGUGUGCAACCUACCGCAGGAUGCAAUUAAAAAGCAGGCGGAGAUCAUCGACUGCAGCUCCACACAGACGGACUUGAUUGCCGUUCACACUCCUCAGAUCGAGGAUCUUACCAAUUUUCCUUUCACCAAAGCUAGACCCUCAACCUUGGCCCUGGAGUCCAAGCACGAAAUGAUCGCCUCAUCGAAAAUAGAGGAACUGAACGAUGGGGAACUCAAAGAGAACGAUCAGGCUGUUCAUCUCGAAAACGAGGCAUAAAUGAGGAGUAAACGCUAUAACUAAUCGUGUAGGCUUUUAUGUAGCUUUUACAACAAUUUUCAGCUGCAGCAGGAUUCAUUUAAUUAGUGGUCACCAAAAACAAAAUUUUUUGUUAUAUUUUGAAUUGUAGUAAAGGUAUAAAACCAAUGGUUAACUAAAUACAAAGCGCAAUUUUUUUGUAACGCA